This is a messenger RNA of Prosopis cineraria, 1038 nucleotides long. RefSeq lists its product as uncharacterized. NCBI's taxonomy places the organism in Eukaryota, Viridiplantae, Streptophyta, Magnoliopsida, Fabales, Fabaceae. The transcript is spliced from 2 exons. The record is from RefSeq and is a predicted model, not a curated record. The coding region runs from base 1 to 1038 and encodes 345 amino acids.
AUGGAUUUGGAACCUCCCACUCUUGCCAUCGAGCCCAAUGUGCAAGUUAAUAAUCCUGAUCCUACUCCUGUCGUUGACACUCCCUCUGGCUCAACUCCAAAUAUUAAUAGUACCCUACAAAUUGCUGUUAGUUCGAAUAAUAAUGAUGCCUUUAGGGUUCAAGUAUCAUCUACACUAUCUCUUCGAGGGAAAAGUGAUCCUGCAUGGGAGCAUUUUGCUUUUAAAAAAGAGGGGAGAACCUGUGUGUAUACUUGCCUUCAUUACUCGUCAUCAUUUAGAGGAGGUGGGAUCAAUAGGAUGAAGCAACAUCUCAUAGGUGUUUCAGGAAAUAUAAUUUCUUGCAAGAAGAUUCCAUAUGAUGUUCGCCAUAGAAUGGUUCAAUCUUUAAAAGAAGUUUCAUUGGUAAAUAAGAGGAAGCUUGAAGAUCCAAACAUGCCUGAAGAGUUUAUUGAUAACUUAGAAUGUGAAGUAAUUGCUCCAAAUCCAGAGCCAAGUAAGCAAGCUAAGAAGGCAGGGCUAAAGAGUGUAUGGUUAUCUAAAGAAGCUCAGUAUAAAGCUAAAUUAGCCAUUGUAAAGUGGUUAUAUAUGAAUUGCAUUCCAUUUAAUGCUGUAAGUUGUCCAUAUUUUUUGCCUGCUUUGGAUGCAAUUGCUGCAAUUGGCCCAGGUUUUAAAGGUCUUUCAUUUCAGGAGUUAAAGGUUAACUUGUUGACUGAUUGUAGAAAAGAGUGUCAACUACUUAUUGAAAGCCAUCGAGCCACUUGGAAAGAAAGUGGCUGCACACUCAUGGCUGAUGGCUGGACUGACAAAAGGCAACGGACAUUAAUAAAUUUUUUGUUUUAUUCUCCUGUUAGCUUGGUUUUUGUAAAGCCUGUUGAUACUUCACAUAUAGUCAAGGAUGCCAAGAAUUUAUUUUCUUUAUUUUGUAAAGUUAUUGAGUGGGUCAGUCCUACAAAUAUAGUGCAUGUCGUGACCGAUAAUGCAACUAAUUAUGUAGCUGCUGGCAAGUCGAUUCGUGAAAAAUAUAAUCAUAUCUAUUAG